CUCCCCCUUCACUCAUUGGCUGAUAUGGGCAAGGUGGGGUGGAGCCGCUGUCAGUUUUCGGGGCGUGCAUGCAAAGGGUCACAUGGACUCUCAUAUGGCAGCUUCGGGCGGGGGAUGCGGCAGAGCGAAGCUGGCAUCUGAGAGCAGAGGACUGUGAGGGGGGCUAAGUGGCACAGCAGGACGACCAUGUAUUAUGUGAUCGCGGCCAUGAAAGCUCAAAUCGAAAUAAUUCCGUGCAAAAUCUGUGGAGACAAAUCAUCAGGGAUCCAUUACGGGGUCAUCACCUGCGAGGGUUGCAAGGGUUUCUUCAGACGCAGCCAGCAGAGCAACGCUUCAUAUUCCUGUCCGCGUCAAAAGAAUUGUUUGAUCGACAGGACGAGUAGAAACCGCUGUCAGCACUGCCGACUGCAGAAAUGCCUCGCUGUGGGCAUGUCACGUGAUGCUGUAAAGUUUGGCCGUAUGUCCAAAAAGCAGAGGGACAGCUUAUAUGCGGAAGUGCAGAAGCAUCGCAUGCAGCAGCAGCGGGAUCACCAGCAGCAACCAGGGGAGGCAGAGCCACUAACUCCUGCAGGAUAUGGUCUGACCCCCAAUGGGCUCACAGAGCUGAGAGAUGAUCUGGGAGGAUAUAUGGAAGGGCACACGCCUGAUGAAGGCAAAACAGAGUCAGCAGUGAGCAGCUUCUACCUGGAUAUCCAGCCAUCCCCAGACCAGUCUGGCUUGGAUGUCAACGGAAUCAAACCUGAACCAGACUAUACACCUGCCUCGUCCUUCUUCCCGUACUGCUCAUUUACUAAUGGAGAAGCCUCCCCAACUAUUUCUAUGGCAGAACUAGAACAUCUUGCUCAGAACAUCUCCAAAUCCCAUAUGGAAACCUGCCAGUAUUUACGUGAAGAGCUCCAGCAGAUAACAUGGCAAACCUUUCUCCAGGAAGAGAUUGAAAGCUAUCAGAGCAAGCAACGAGAAGUGAUGUGGCAGCUUUGUGCAGUCAAAAUAACAGAGGCCAUUCAGUAUGUGGUGGAAUUUGCCAAGCGCAUCGAUGGGUUCAUGGAGCUGUGUCAGAAUGAUCAGAUAGUGUUGCUUAAAGCAGGUUCCUUAGAAGUUGUUUUCAUCAGAAUGUGUCGUGCCUUUGAUUCACAAAACAACACCGUAUAUUUUGAUGGCAAAUAUGCAGGCAUAGAAGUCUUCAAAUCACUUGGUUGUGAAGAUUUUAUGAGUUUUGUGUUUGAGUUUGGCAAGAGUUUGUGCUCCCUGCAUUUGACGGAGGAUGAGAUCGCUCUUUUUUCUGCCUUUGUGCUCAUGUCAGGAGAUCGGUCAUGGCUUCAGGAGAAACUGAAGAUUGAGAAACUCCAGCAGAAAAUCCAGCUCACACUGCAGCAUGUUCUUCAAAAGAACCAUCGUGAUGAUGGAAUUCUAACAAAGUUAAUAUGCAAAGUCUCCACGCUACGCGCGUUGUGUAGUCGUCACACGGAGAAACUCAUGUCGUUUAAAGCAAUAUAUCCAGACAUUGUGAGACAUCACUUCCCUCCCCUAUACAAGGAACUCUUUACCUCUGAAUAUGAGCCAGCCAUGCAACUGGAGGGAUAGAACAGCCCGCUUACUGUUCAUACCUGGAACAAGCAACUGCUUCAUAAGAAUCCAGCCGUGCACACAUGUGUGCAUGUAUACAUGGGAUAGAGGAACCAAGACACUUUACGCAAACCUGGGUGCAGGAGGAGACUGGUGACAUGCACAGACAUUUGUCCUUGACCUCUCACCCCCCCCCAGGGUUAUUGUUUACAAGAGGUAAAGGAGAGAAUUUAAGGACCAACUGCAGGGCAGGCUGGUGAGAAAGAACCACACCUGCAUUUUAACCAUGAGACUUCUAACGUCUCUAGCAAUACAAGCAAAAUAAUAUUUAUAUAUAAAUAUAUAUGUAUUACAGGGUACGUGGGCAUGAACCUUUAUAUGGCUACAGAGAUAUUGUUUAAAGCAUAGGGCCCAGAUGUAGACUUAUUCUGGUCUGUUUCAGUGUGGCACUUUUUUGUUUAUGUUUGCACCUUUUUGUUAAUUUCCUACUGCUCUUUUUCCAUAUGUUUAGUGAAAUGUGUUUAUGUUUGUUUUUUUUAAAUGUAUUUUGAUGUACACAUCAGGAAUUUGCGACUUAGUGUAAAAGCAAUAGAUUAUUAAGAGGGUGUCGGGGUGGU
Molecule: messenger RNA, 2183 nt
Organism: Nanorana parkeri
Lineage: Eukaryota; Metazoa; Chordata; Amphibia; Anura; Dicroglossidae
Product: nuclear receptor ROR-alpha
Exons: 10
Coding region: 187-1584 (465 amino acids)
Biological process (GO): regulation of transcription by RNA polymerase II; negative regulation of inflammatory response
Cellular component (GO): nucleus
Molecular function (GO): zinc ion binding; nuclear receptor activity; RNA polymerase II cis-regulatory region sequence-specific DNA binding
Source: RefSeq, a predicted model, not a curated record